Messenger RNA from Microtus ochrogaster (prairie vole), 408 nucleotides. Its product is annotated as keratin-associated protein 4-3-like. NCBI's taxonomy places the organism in Eukaryota, Metazoa, Chordata, Mammalia, Rodentia, Cricetidae. The coding region runs from base 1 to 408 and encodes 135 amino acids. The record is from RefSeq and is a predicted model, not a curated record. The transcript has 2 exons.
AUGGUCAGCUCCUGUUGUGGCUCUGUCUGCUCUGAGGAGGGCUGUGGCCAAGGCUGCUGCCAGCCCAGCUGCUGCCAGACCACCUGCUGCAGGCCCACCUGCUGUGUGUCCAGCUGCUGCAGACCCAGCUGCUGUCAGUCUGUUUGCUGCCAGCCCACCUGUUGCCGCCCCACCUGUUGCCGCCCCAGCUGCUGCAUUUCCAGCUGCUGCAGACCUUCCUGCUGCNNNCCUUCCUGCUGCCGCCCCAGCUGCUGUAUCUCUAGCUGCUGCAGGCCUUCCUGCUGCCGCCCUAGCUGCUGCAGGCCCCAGUGCUGCAUCUCCAGCUGCUGCCGCCCCAUUUGUUGCCAAACUACCUGCUGCAGGACCACCUGCUGCCGCCCAGCAUGCUCUAGCUGUUCUUGCUGCUGA